AUGGAGUUCCCUGAUUUAGGAAAGCACUGUUCGGAAAACACGUGCAAGCAGCUGGAUUUUCUUCCACUUACGUGUGAUGCGUGCAAACAGGAUUUCUGUAAGGACCACUUUACGUUGGCUGCACACAGAUGUCCCUUUGCAUUCAGAAAGGACAUCCAGGUCCCAGUGUGUCCGCUCUGUAACAGCCCUGUCCCGGUGAAGAAGGGGGAGCUGCCUGAUGUGGUGGUGGGAGAACACAUGGACCAGGACUGCAGACACAACGCUGGGAGGAGUCGCGAGAAGAUUUUUACAUACCGGUGCUCAAAGGAAGGAUGCAAGAGAAAAGAGAUGCUACAGGUGGCCUGUGACGAGUGUCACGGCAGCUUCUGCCUCCGGCACAGACACCCUCUGGACCACGGCUGCCAGCGGGGAGGCCACCCCCCCAGCAGAGCCGGGUGGAAAGUAAGGCGAUGA
Molecule: messenger RNA, 453 nt
Organism: Orycteropus afer afer
Lineage: Eukaryota; Metazoa; Chordata; Mammalia; Tubulidentata; Orycteropodidae
Source: RefSeq, a predicted model, not a curated record